CAUCACAGGCGUCAAUUGGCGAAAUAAAAGGCAUUUGUCAAUCAGUUUGUGGCCAGAGUAUCAAGUCGACCAGACACUCGACUACACCAAACCGGAAAGAGAUAGUUAAAAUAAAGAUUAGAGAAUGGUUGAGGAGAAAAUGGAUAUUGACUUAGUGGCCAUUGAUGUGGGCAAUUGGAGGCGUUUGGCGAUACUUUAUCCCACCCCAGCGACCAAUUGGAGGAAGGUUGCGUUCGUGGUGUCCGUUUGUGUGCUGCUCGUAAUGCAGUUCUUCGAUUUGCUGCGCAUAUGGGAGGAUCUGCCCGCAUUCCUGCUCAAUCUCUACUUUUUCGCGGGCAUUUUGUGUGGAAUGGUGCGAACACUGCUGGUCAUCCGGAAUCAUAAGGAGUUCGAGAAUUUUCUCCUUUUCGUGACGCAUCUAUAUCGCCAGAUUGAGGCAUCGAGCGACGAGCGCAGCCAGCAAUUGCUAGCAACGGUAAAGCGGAAGGCACGUCAAAUAGCCAUCAUCAACUUGAGCGUCGCCUUUUUGGACAUUACGUGCACGCUAAUCUUUGGCUUAUUUCGCAAGGAGCGGAUACAUCCUAUUGAAGUUGCACUGCCUCUGGUGGACAUGCAACGGAGCCCCACCUAUGAGAUAGUCUAUUUGCUGCAGGUACCCAUGCCCGUGGUACUCUCCUUGUUGUACAUGCCCUUUACCAGUCUGUUUGCCGCAUUCGCUCUCUUUGGCAAGGCAAUGCUUCAGAUUUUGAGUUACAAGCUAACGCGCAUUGUACUGCUUCCCGAGGAGGAGCAGCGCUAUCAGAUGCUAACUGCCUGCAUACGUUAUUAUAUGGCUGUUGCCAGCUAUGUGCGUCAGCUGACAGCAGUUUCCGCCUACGUAAUGGCUACCGAAGCAAUUAUUUUUGUCUCCAUCAUCGCAAUGCAGCUCUUUUGCUUGAAUAUUAUCACUUCGCCCACUAAGAGGAUCUCACUCGUGAUGUAUAUUCUAACUGCGCUCUUUGUGCUGUACACCUCCUAUAAUCGGGCCAACGAUGUGGUUUUUGAGAAUGAGUGUGUCUCGCAGGCGGUGUACAAUGUGCCUUGGUAUGAAUGCGGAGUGCGUUUUCGGAAAACCCUUCUGAUCUUUCUAAUGCAGACGCAAAGGCCUCUGUUGAUAAAAGCGGGCAACGUUUACCCCAUGACUUUGGCCACAUUUCAGAGUCUGCUGAAUACAUCCUAUUCGUACUUUACCAUGUUGCGUGGCAUGACCAACAAAUGAGCUGGAAGCCAAAAACUUUUAGGGACAUGCAACGUGCCCCGUUGCUGGAGAGAAGUGCAAUUGUAUGGCUGGGGGUUGGCAAUCUGAGUAAUGCAAAAAGUUGUUGUACUCGUUGUAGCCCCAGCAUUUGCAUAUGCUACUCGUUUGCGUAGUUAUUUUGAAAGGAUUUAAUCUGGCUGUUUGUAGUGGGACUGUAGAGUAGGUAUGCAGAUAAAGUCGUAUAGUUUCAGUAAUAGUUGUUGCUGUAGUUGUAUUUGUAGUCAUAGUUGUAGUUGGGCAUCUGUGCAAAUAGUUUGUUGCAUUGUAGAGAGGCUGGGCGGCACUUUGUAUCUGUUUACUUUAAGUCUCUUGUAUGCUUAGAAAUAUUUCACUACGUUGUUUUAAGAGUUGCCCAUUGAGCUUGAGCAAAUGAGCUGGACUAUAAAUUAUAAAUUAG
Molecule: messenger RNA, 1694 nt
Organism: Drosophila grimshawi
Lineage: Eukaryota; Metazoa; Arthropoda; Insecta; Diptera; Drosophilidae
Gene: Or43a
Product: odorant receptor 43a
Exons: 6
Coding region: 125-1258 (377 amino acids)
Biological process (GO): sensory perception of smell; detection of chemical stimulus involved in sensory perception of smell
Cellular component (GO): plasma membrane
Molecular function (GO): odorant binding; olfactory receptor activity
Source: RefSeq, a predicted model, not a curated record